CAUACACAUAUACAUACAUACAUAUAUACCUAGUGGUUAAGAUCAAUACAUUACAUGUCAUAGAAUGGAAAACGAAAGAGAUCUCUUAUCCACAGAGAUAGUCAACCGAGGGAUCGAGUCUUCUGGUCCCAAUGCCGGGUCUCCGACGUUCUCCGUCAGAGUCCGGCGGAGGCUGCCGGACUUCCUCCACUCCGUCAACCUCAAGUACGUGAAGCUGGGUUACCACCACCUGAUAAACCAUGGCAUAUACUUGGCCACCAUACCUGUGCUGGUUCUGGUUUUCAGUGCCGAAGUUGGGAGUCUGAGCAGAGAGGAGCUGUGGAAGAAGCUCUGGGACGACGCUCGUUACGAUUUGGCCACCGUCGUUGGCUUCUUUGGUGUCUUCGUUUUCACUUUGACUGUUUAUUUAAUGUCUCGUCCUCGCUCCAUUUACCUUGUCGAUUUUGCUUGUUAUCGCCCUAGUGAUGAUCAUAAGGUGUCAAGGGAAGAAUUCAUAGAAGUAGCAAGAAAAUCAGGGAAAUUUGAGGAAGGAAGCUUAAUGUUCCAACAGAAAAUAGUAAACUCAUCAGGGCUUGGUGAUGAGACAUACAUCCCAAAAUCAGUGAUCAUGUCAGGCCAGAACACAGCCACCAUGAAAGAAGGUCGAGCCGAGGCAUCAAUGGUGAUGUUUGGAGCCCUAGACGAGCUGUUCGAGAAGACCAGAGUGAGGCCUAAAGACAUAGGUGUACUCGUUGUCAACUGCAGCAUAUUCAACCCUACACCUUCUCUUUCGGCCAUGAUCAUAAACCAUUACAAGAUGAGAGGUAAUAUUCUAAGCUUCAAUCUUGGUGGGAUGGGGUGUAGUGCAGGGAUCAUAGCUGUUGAUUUGGCUCGAGAUAUGCUCAAAGCAAACCCUAAUAACUAUGCGGUGGUUGUGAGUACUGAGAUGGUGGGAUACAAUUGGUACCCGGGCAAUGAUCGCUCCAUGCUCAUCCCUAAUUGUUUCUUUCGCAUGGGUUGCUCCGCUCUUCUACUUUCUAAUCGUCGUCGCGAUUAUCACCGUGCUAAAUAUCGCCUUGAGCACAUUGUUAGGACUCAUAAAGGCGCUGAUGAUUCGAGCUUCGGGGCUAUCUGCCAAGAAGAAGACGAAAAAAGACAAAAGGGUUUAAAAAUAAGCAAAAACCUAAUGGAAGUAGGUGGUGAUGCCAUCAAAACCAACAUCACAACUCUAGGCCCACUUGUUCUCCCACUCUCCGAACAACUCCUCUUCUUUGCUACCCUAGUCUGGACCCACCUCUUCGGCGGCACCACCGCCACCGCCACCGCCACCACCUCCGGCGAAAAGGGCAGCUCUAAUCACCCCCAACCAUCCCUUUCCCCGGCCACCACAAAGAAGCCGUACAUCCCAGACUACAAGCUCGCAUUCGAGCACUUCUGCAUUCAUGCAGCUAGCAAGCACGUGCUCGACGAGCUCCAAAAAAAUCUAGGGCUGAGCAAGCUCCACGUGGAGGCAUCUAGGAUGACUCUCCAUAGAUUUGGCAACACCUCGAGCAGCAGCAUAUGGUACGAACUGUCGUAUCUCGAGGCCAUGGAGAAAGUCAAGAGAGGAGACCGUGUUUGGCAGUUGUCGUUUGGGUCAGGUUUCAAGUGUAACAGCCUUGUUUGGAGGUCACUUCGUCGAGUUCGAAAGCCUUUGACGAAUAAUCCUUGGCUUGAUUGCAUUGCUAAGUAUCCAAUUAAUGAUCUUAUUAACUAAGCAAAAAUGUUAUAAUGAUGAGAUCGUAUCAACAAAGAUGGUGAUAAUAUAUAUAUAUAUAUAUUAUAUUUUGUGUGCUUGGAAUUUGAAGAUAUAUAUGUUAUGACACUUUACAUAUAUGUUAUAGAUGAUUUGGAUUAUAAUGUCAUGAAAUAUUUUAGAUUUA
Messenger RNA from Humulus lupulus (European hop), 1901 nucleotides. Its product is annotated as 3-ketoacyl-CoA synthase 10. Gene Ontology annotation, molecular function: acyltransferase activity, transferring groups other than amino-acyl groups. The record is from RefSeq and is a predicted model, not a curated record. NCBI's taxonomy places the organism in Eukaryota, Viridiplantae, Streptophyta, Magnoliopsida, Rosales, Cannabaceae. Gene Ontology annotation, biological process: fatty acid biosynthetic process. Gene Ontology annotation, cellular component: membrane. The transcript has 3 exons. Bases 65 to 1735 code for a protein of 556 amino acids.